AUGGGCGCCAGUCUCACCUCUCCAAUACCUCAUCGACCCCCUACAUCGGUCUGUAACCACCUGUUUUCACCACCGGAUGCGCCAAUCUUCGUACCAAAACGUCAGUCUGUACUCAUACAAGGUUGGCAGUGGAGUAAGAAGAAUAUACAGCCAGUCGCUAAGAAGUCAAUGGGAAAAGGUACAGAACACAUCGGAUCACGCUCGACAGACAGCAUGGCAACCUAUCGCACCCAACGGGAUCUGCCUUACUCACAGAUCCCAAUCACUCUAGAUAACAAUCAGAACUAUAAAAGAUACGAACCCGAAACUACAGUAAUCCCGAAUUUCUACAGUAUACGCGAAGAGAUCAAAAGGGAGUUGCGUUUGAAUAAGCAAGACUUUGUAAACAAUAAUCUGGUGAGUCCAGAAGGACCUCCAGCACGAACUCCACUCAGUCCCACUCAUACAAGGGCGAAUACAACCGUAGCUGGUACUAUUUCGAGAAAGCUCAUCAGUAAUGGGACCGUGAAACAUUCGGAGAGCAGUGACGAGAAGAAACCCUCCAAAACCCCACUCGAUAUCAAUUCGACUCGACGUCGUACCGUAAUCCAGGCAUCCACUUCGGAACUACUACGAGGUCUUGGCCAGUUCAUUGCACAGAACAGUCACAUUGCCGCGUUUGAACCAGCACAUCUUGUCAUGUGGCUACGUACCGUUGAUCGAGCACUUCUACUUCAGGGAUGGCAGGACGUGGCAUUUAUCAAUCCAGCAAAUUUAGUCUUUGUUUUCUUGAUUAUCAGAGAAGUAAUUCCAGAUGAGGAAUCGAUCCAUACAGUAGAUGAUUUGCAUGCUUGGGUGCUGACAUGUCUCUAUAUUAGUUAUUCCUAUAUGGGCAAUGAAAUCUCGUACCCUUUGAAGCCUUUCCUCAUCGAACUUGACCGUGAUAAAUUUUGGGAACGAUGUGUAAUGAUAGUGACGAAUCACAGCGAAGAUAUGCUCCGACUCAAUUCGUCGUCCGCAUUUUUCACCGAGGUAUUCAGCGAACUCAAAACCUACUCGACGGAUUUCUGA
Haemonchus placei is the source of this 1050-nucleotide messenger RNA. Lineage: Eukaryota; Metazoa; Nematoda; Chromadorea; Rhabditida; Trichostrongylidae. The record is from the annotation of a GenBank genome assembly.